GUGAUCUCUGCAUUGCCCAGUCAUUGAAAAUCCCUCAGGAUCGCAAAAACAAGACCUACGAAUUUGAUAAAAUUAUCAAGCUGCUUCUAGAUACACCCAGAGCCAGGGCUAUCAUUGUCUUUGCCUACGAUGAGGAUAUAAAACAAAUCCUUGCAGCAGCAAAAAGGGCUGAUCAAGUUGGUCAUUUUCUGUGGGUGGCUUCAGACACUUGGGGUUCCAAAAUGACUCCAGUAAUUCAACAAGAAGAUGUUGCAGAGGGAGCAAUCACCAUCCUGCCUAAGCGGGCAACCAUUGAAGGAUUUGAUACCUAUUUUACGUCCCGCACAUUGGAAAACAAUAGAAGAAAUGUAUGGUUUGCAGAAUAUUGGGAAGAAAACUUCAAUUGCAAGUUAACAAUUAGUGGGUCAAAAAAGGAAGACACUGAUCGUAAAUGCACUGGGCAGGAAAGGAUCGGAAAAGACUCUCACUAUGAACAGGAGGGUCGAGUGCAGUUUGUGAUCGAUGCUGUUUAUGCCUUGGCUCAUGCCCUCCAUCAGAUGAACAAGGAUCUGUGCAGUGAUUAUUCUGGGAUCUGCCCAGAGAUGGAACAUGCAGGGGGCAAGAAACUACUGAGAUAUAUACGCAGUGUUAACUUCAAUGGUAGUGCUGGCACUCCAGUGAUGUUUAAUAAGAAUGGUGAUGCACCAGGACGUUAUGACAUCUUUCAAUAUCAAACCACAAAUACCUCCUUGCCAGGCUACCAUCUGAUAGGCCAAUGGACAGAUGACCUACAGCUCAAUGUAGGUCCCCUUUAUUUUCUUCUUUGAUUGAUGUUACAGUAAGAAGUAUGCUAAUUUUUUUGCCAAAUACAUGUUGAAUAUGUCUCUAUUAUUUUGUAUAAGUUUCUUUUUGGAUAAUGAGAGAAAUCUCACAUGAAUGAAAGCCUUGUAUAUUGUAUGUUCCCAUUAUGUGCUUGGAACUUAUGGUGAUUCUUGUGAAGUGUUACAAUCUUGGGGUUGGGAAGAAUCCAAAAUGAUUCCAGCAAGUAGACUUACAUAGUAUAAGUUUACCAAUUGUCUGUAUUUUCCUUAUUUGUAGAAUUAAAUCAGAAUGUUCCAUUCAGUAAAAAUGCAGUAUGUAUUAUAGAUUCCAUUAUAUAAUUUCCCCCUGCAAAGAACUCCCUGAUUAAUAACUCUGAGUCUGUCUGCCUGUCUAAUAAUAUGAAAAGAUUUACAGCGGUGUAUGAUUUUUCAAAGUAUGUUUGAAACAAUAUGGUUGAUAUCUCAUUUGGAAGGGCCAUUAAUUGUAUGGCAAAUAAACAUGAUAGGAAACUUAAUUGCUUGGACACACACAGACAAAAUUCUUCAUGUAAUAGAACUAAUGACUGGAGAAAAAGAGUUGAUACUGAAAUUUUGUUGCAACUGCAUUAGCUGAAAAAAUCUGAAAUCUUCUGUUAAUAUUGACAUCUCAAUUGCCAUAAUUUCCUCAAUAUUAUCUUAUCCUAAACAUAAUAUACUAAAUGUAUGAAAAUAUGUUGAGUCAAGUGAAAAAAGGAUUGAUUUAAUAAAUCAUUAGUUCUUCCGAUUACACACACACACACAUACGUACGUGCGUGUGUGUCUAUGUGUAUGGCAGGAGUAGUGUCAGAGAAAAAAGGUAUGUAUGGUUGUGAAAGUUGGACCAUAAGAAAG
Messenger RNA from Crotalus tigris (Tiger rattlesnake), 1670 nucleotides. Its product is annotated as metabotropic glutamate receptor 7-like. The transcript is spliced from 5 exons. Gene Ontology annotation, biological process: regulation of synaptic transmission, glutamatergic; G protein-coupled glutamate receptor signaling pathway. The annotation marks the transcript as partial. The record is from RefSeq and is a predicted model, not a curated record. Gene Ontology annotation, molecular function: group III metabotropic glutamate receptor activity. Gene Ontology annotation, cellular component: membrane. Lineage: Eukaryota; Metazoa; Chordata; Lepidosauria; Squamata; Viperidae.